Archocentrus centrarchus (flier cichlid) is the source of this 420-nucleotide messenger RNA. RefSeq names its product osteocrin (gene ostn). Gene Ontology annotation, molecular function: signaling receptor binding. Gene Ontology annotation, biological process: hormone-mediated signaling pathway. The transcript is spliced from 3 exons. The record is from RefSeq and is a predicted model, not a curated record. The coding region runs from base 1 to 411 and encodes 136 amino acids. Lineage: Eukaryota; Metazoa; Chordata; Actinopteri; Cichliformes; Cichlidae.
AUGCAGUUCUGCUUCUGUUUGCUGCUCCCCUGCCUGCUGGCCUUCACCCUGCUCCGCUGCAGCGUUGAUGGCUUCAGAGUCCAACCUGCUCAGCAGGUAGACCGGCCCAUGUUGAGGUUUCACACCGCCCGUCAGCCCCGCCCUGCAGGUGUGAAGGUGGGGGAAGAGCUGACAGCGAAACUGCUCUUAUUGGACCACGAGAUGAGGAUGGAAAAUGAUGUCAUGGAGCCAAAGAGAAAGAGGAGUUUCCCUGUCAACAACAUCCCACUGGACCGCCUGUCCAUCAGCUCCAUGGAAACAAAGCAAGGAUCAAACAAGCAGAGUAAGGUAGUGGAGUCGCCACGACGACGACUCAAUCCACCGCCCAUUGACAGGAUUGGCAUGGGUCGUCUGCCAAACAGCAGAGGAUAGGCCACGCCC